CCUCUUGUUAUGGCUGGAAGGGAGUUGGUUGGCAAGGAUAAGCUUGUGCUUAGAGGCUUGCAGUUCCAUGGCUUCCAUGGUGUCAAACAAGAAGAAAAGACACUGGGCCAGAAGUUUGUUGUGGAGGUGGAUGCCUGGAUGGAUCUGAGCACUGCUGGCGAAACCGACAGCAUGUCUGACACGGUUAGCUACACGGAUAUCUACAGGAUUGUCAAGGAUGUGGUUGAAGGCCCGUCUCAGAAUCUUUUGGAGUCAGUGGCUCACCGGAUUGCGAGUGCCACAUUGCUUAAGUUCUCUCAGAUAUCAGCUGUUCGGGUAGAAGUGAAGCAGCCCCAUGUUGCUGUACAAGGAAUUAUCGACUAUUUAGGUGUUGAGAUAGUUAGGCAUAAAAAAUACAUGGCUGGGAGUUCAACAGGAGCUGAUUAGCAUACUGAGGAUGACAUGUCAAUGUUCCGUAUGUCGCCCCCGAUGGUGUCUCAAUCACUGCUCACUUUUGCGUUUCUUCAGAUUAAUGGACUGCGACAUUUUAUACCGGAUGUUGCUCUCAGAAGCUGUUCACCUUAAGACUGAUCUAGUUUUAUUGGGGUUGAAGUAUGCAUUGUCAGUUCUUUUUCUAGCCAAAGCUUGGAUGGAGUUGGAAUUCUGGCAUUUCAUAUUUGUCGUGUCCCUCUUGAUAUUUUGCGUAUCGCACCUUCCUUCCCUGGUUUCUGGUCUGUGGUUCUGUAAAUUUUGUAGACUCUUCUGUUCGAUUCUAUCAAAACUGUGAGCAAAUAGGAGCUGUCAUGUGGGCCCCAUGGAAAGCAACACCAAUGAAACUUUAUUGUACCUAGGAGACCUCCAUGAAACUAUUCGCUCUGAGAUUUCUUGGCUGUUGUGUUGGCUGUGUCGCUGUGAUACCUAUGUACGAAGUGCCUUGGUUACUUCCCCUCUUUUGAGUGGGUAAUACAGAUACACAGGUGGAGCCAAUAACAAUAUCCUGAACAAAACACCAAAGUCUUCUUGAGCAGAGGAGGAAAGUGACGUGGACGGUUGGGUUAGGUGAUCCUUACCUUUCUGGUUUCCAAGAGGCUCACAAGGACAGCUCUUCCAGCUUGCAGGACUGGAGUCUUCAUGGACGCACUUUCUUCACCAGGGACAGCAAUGGUGCCGGUGAAUGGCGAUACAGCCGGACCUAGCUCCAGCCAGGAUGACUCAGCAGUCACCACGAAGAAGCGCAACAGGCCUCAGUAUCAUCCGUUUACUCAGCAACAGCUCCCAGCUUGCAAGCCUAUACUUGCGCCUCAGACAGUUAUUCCUGUACUUCUGUUUGUGGGCAUAGUUUUUAUCCUGAUUGGCCUGGGUUGCAUUGCAGCCUCAAAUAGGGUUGUUGAAGUGGUCUAUCAAUAUGAAACUUCAUGCAUACCAAGAUACAUGCUUGACAACAAAGUUGCAUAUAUCCAAAAUCCAUCUAUAGAUAAGACCUGCACAAGAAUUCUCAAGGUUCCUAAGGAUAUGAAGCAUCCAAUCUACAUAUAUUAUCAACUUGAUAACUUCUACCAGAACCACAGAAGGUAUGUGACGAGCCGUAACGACAAGCAGCUGAUAAAUCCUAAGGAGGCCAACAACACGCAGUACUGCAAGCCUGAAGCCACUGAGCAUGGGAGCCCCGUCGUCCCCUGCGGACUCAUAGCUUGGAGCCUGUUCAACGACACCUACAGCUUCGCCCGUGGCAACAAGGCGCUGAGGGUUCACAAGCGAGGCAUUUCAUGGAGGAGCGAAAGGGAGCACCUUUUUGGGAAGCAGGUGUUUCCGAGGAAUUUUCAGAAAGGGGCUCUCAUCGGCGGCGGUACGCUUGAUCCAAGGAUACCUCUGAGCAAGCAAGAAGACUUGAUCGUGUGGAUGCGAACCGCGGCGCUGCCGACGUUCCGGAAGCUGUACGGCAGGAUCCAGGUGGACCUCCGUGCCGGCGAGCUGAUAACGGUGACGAUGCAGAACAACUACAACACGUACAGCUUCGGCGGGAAGAAGGCGGUGGUGCUGUCCACGGCCGGCGUGCUGGGAGGCAAGAACAGCUUCCUCGGCCGCGGGUACGUCAUCGUCGGCCUGGCCUGCCUCCUGCUGGCGCUGCUCCUCACCAUGCUCUGCCUCGUCUUCCCACUGAAAGAGGAGCAUCUUGCGCUGCAGUACCCUUUGCCCCGGCCUGCACGGUGACCAUGCAUAGCCUAGAUGUCUACGGUGUACAGAUUGAAACAGUUUCUUUUAUAUAUACUGGGCCUGUUUGGUGUUUUCUUGCACACAGGAACAGCUAUAGAUCGAGCUGCGUCAUGUAAAUAUAUACAUGCGACAGAUUUUAGCGCUACAUGUAUUGAUGCUCGAUCAAUAGAAAAAAAUCAUUUCACUGCA
Messenger RNA from Sorghum bicolor (sorghum), 2382 nucleotides. RefSeq names its product dihydroneopterin aldolase 2-like. Gene Ontology annotation, biological process: folic acid-containing compound metabolic process. Gene Ontology annotation, cellular component: cytoplasm. Gene Ontology annotation, molecular function: dihydroneopterin aldolase activity. NCBI's taxonomy places the organism in Eukaryota, Viridiplantae, Streptophyta, Magnoliopsida, Poales, Poaceae. The transcript is spliced from 10 exons. The record is from RefSeq and is a predicted model, not a curated record. Bases 10 to 426 code for a protein of 138 amino acids.